UCUUAUCUGUUUUUACUGCUCAAGAAAUAUGUUCCAUAUAUCUUCUUAUGACACAAUUUGUGAAUCAUUGCGUAAUUUUGUAUAAUUUAGAUUGCUCUCAUUCCUUUUUCCACUGUUAAUUUGUUUUUCAUUUUUCUUAAAUAUUACGUACCAGAUUACAACAUUUGGAUGUUCGUUGGCCAAGCACCGAAAGUCUUCCACUUUAGAAGCGAAAGACAUACUCCUGCAUCUUGAAAGAAAUUGGAAUAUGGCUCUUCCUGGGUUUGGUGGAGAUGAGAUAAGGAUUUUCAAGAAACCGCAUGUCAAUGAGCUUCACAGGGAGCGGCUUGCUGCUGUAAAAAAGUCAAUGUUAGCUUCUGAUACUAUCAGUAAGAACUCCAGCGGAGCAUCUGGGAGUGCUAAGGGUCAUCUGGCAAAAGGACCUGCCAAUACCAUCAGUUCUCCCCCAAAUUCUAAAAUACGUGAAGCUGCAUGAGAGAAUACCGAACCAGAGUUUCUCCUCUGGUACUCACCCCUAUUAUCUGAAAAUGACCUUGAAAAGAACAUUGUUUGCAUAUAAAUAGUAUAGUUGAUGCUACAAGAUUUGCAGGUUUGAUUCAUUUUCUAGUAAUUGGUUACAAACUUACAAAUUCGGAUGUGUGUUUUCAGGAGUUUGUAGUUACUGGCUAAGUUCUGGUUUUGGUUGUUUUACCACAUCUUGAUAUGGCCUCUUAUACUUGUAUUUCUUAUGCAGGUCAGUUCGGGCAGAAUAUUUUGUGCUUGGAGUCCUGUGAAUUUAAAUGUCAGGAAAUAGCAAAAUGAGUAACAUGUGAAAAGAAAGGCACAAAGGAAGAAAAGCAGGAAUUAGGCGCAUGCAUUGUGUUUUGAUUUCUUCUUCUUCCUAAGUAGACAAGUGUUGGAUAAGGUUUUCAAGUUAAAAUGUUGGUCACCACAGAUCUUCUAAUGUUGGGUUAUCCAAUAUUGCCUGCCUGUAAUUUCACGUCACCUUCUGCCUAGUGCUCCAUUUUUUUAAUUCAA
Salvia miltiorrhiza (redroot sage) is the source of this 1017-nucleotide messenger RNA. Its product is annotated as transcription initiation factor TFIID subunit 12-like. The record is from RefSeq and is a predicted model, not a curated record. Lineage: Eukaryota; Viridiplantae; Streptophyta; Magnoliopsida; Lamiales; Lamiaceae. The transcript has 4 exons. The coding region runs from base 248 to 475 and encodes 75 amino acids.